CCUUCUCCUCCGCCUCCGCUUCCGCUUCCGCUUCAGCUUGCGCGUUGCCACUCCCCUCCCCGCUGCUCCCAAGCCGGCAAGCCCCAAAUCCCAGCUCAGGAGGCAGAGCGGGUUGCCAUUUCCAUCGCCACGAAUGCUCACGUGAAUACCACCCCGCUCCAGGUAGCAAAGCAGCGGCCGGCGACGGGGGGGAGUUGGGUGGUAGGUUUUUUUUUUUUGGGUGUCUGCGACUGCGACGCUGGCAUGGGCUACCACCAGCUCCUACUCUCGCCGCCGGUGGCGCAGCCGCCCCGCCCCGCGCUUCUCCCUCCACCCCGCGGCAGCAGCGGCGCCGGGCGGGUGGCUACCGCAGUCUUUGCCUCGGCGUCCAGCGCCGCUCGCUCCCCCGCUGCGGAUGACGCCACGCGGAGGAGGGCCGUGCUCCUCGUCGGCGUCUCGGUGCUCCCGCUCCUCCGCCUCCGUGACGCCGCGGCGGCGGCGGCCAGGGCGCAGCGCUCGUCGGUUGAUCUCGUCACUGAUAGAACAGAUAUUCAAAAGGCUGACGUAACUCAGCCUGAGGAGCCUCGGGAAGAAUUACAUCAGCCUGAUGAGCAAGGACAACCAGCAAGAAAUCCACUUGCAGGUCUCCUAAAUGCAAUUGCAGUUAUUGCUUCUGGUGUUUUCCCUGGACUUCUUGGUACUUCUCAACAGGAAAAGAAGGCCUUGCAGUCGACCAUCUCAUCUAUGGAGACCAAAUUGGUUGAAAACGAGGCAGCAAUGUCGAUGCUUAGGGAAAACUAUGAGAAAAGAAUAUUGGAUGAACAAGUAAAACUGAAGAAAGAAGCUAGAAAGUUUCAGGAGGAGGAAGCCUUGCUGCAAGAUCAGUUGGCUUCAUCUAGAAGAACCGUAACAUCUUUAACUGAGGAAGUUCAAAGGGAGAAGGAGCUAGUAGAGCAGCUUAACCUUGAGAUAGAUCGACUUAAGUACAGUAUUGCAGAAGCAGAGGAAGACAAACAUUUGUCUGAAGGCAAAUUGCGGGAAAAUAUGGAAGUGCUUGAUAUUUUGCAUGGGAAGGUAAAUCUGCUUAACCAAGAGGUAAAUGGCAAGGAGGAACACAUCAGGGAGCUGAACUCAUCACUUUCUGCCAAGGAAAAGGACCACGAGAACCUGAAUAUGAUCUACAAUCAAGCCAAAGAGAACCUAGAGCAGGCAAAUUCCCAAAUAAAGCAAUUGGAGAAAGAUGUUCAUACAGCUAAAGAUGAUCUUAAAUCAAAGGCGUCACAUAUUAACUCACUGAAUGAGAAAGUUCAAACAUUAUGCACUGAAAAGGGUGAAGUGGAAGAAAAAGUAAGUGCUUUAGUGAGCCAGUAUACAUACCUGAAAACUGCUUCUGAAGAGAGGGCUUCUCGCGAUUCUGAACUAUUAUUUCAGAAAGAUGAUAAGCUCAAUGAGCUUGAAGAAAAACUUUCUGCUGCAUUGAGUGACUCUAGCCAAGACAGAACUCGAAUAGCCGAGUUGAACAAUGAAUUGGGCACCACCAGAACAAUACUAGAUAAUGAAGUUGUUGCCAGGAAAAGUUUGUCAGACCUUGUUCAAUCCACUGAAGAGGCACUAAGAGAUUCCAGAAACGAGGCGUUUAAACUCUCUGAAGAGCUUGAUGAAGUAAAGAGAUCAAAUCAGGAUUUGACGACUCAGAUCUCAAAAUUAACAGAUGAGGCCAGUGAAGUGAGGCAAACUCUGGCUGACAAAAUAGAGCAGGCAGAGUCAGUUUCUGCAAGUCUUUCAGAUGAGCUGGCAUCAGUGAGGGAGGUACUUAAAAAGUCACAAGGAGAACUCGAGGUCACCUCGAAGCAGUUACUUUUGGUUUCAGAAGAACAUAGUGGCCUUAAUAAAGAAUUGCUGGAUGCAUAUAAGAAGUUAGAGUCCACUCAAAAUGAGCUAGUUAAAGAGCGUAAAAUCAAUGCUACUCUACACAUGGAGCUUGACGCUUUGGUGAAACAAUCAGUGACAGUGUCUGAAGCAAGAAAAGAUCUUCAAGUAGACUUGGAUGAAGCCACUAGAUCACUAAGUGAGGUGACUAAGAGUACACUAUCUCUGUCUAAGCAGCUGGAAACAACUAAGUCUAAGAUUUCUGCUAUUAAAGAGGAGAAAGAGAUGCUAUCAAAGUCCCUUGAGGAACAAAAGAAAAGAACAGUUGAAGCUCAGGAAAACAUGGAAGAUGCUCAGAAUACCAUAAAAAGGCUUGGGACUGAGAGGGAGAGUUUUGAAGUAAGGUCGAAGAAACUUGAAGAAGAAUUGGCCACAGCAAAAGGUGAGAUAUUGCGUUUGAGGAGGCAGAUUAGUACAGGUGGGUCUCCGAACACCCAAAUUCUUUCGGAAACAGGUGCAGCGCCAAUUAACAGUCAACCACUGAAAGAGCAACCCAUGAGUGAUCAUCGUGUUCAAAAUAUCAACAGUGCUGAUGCUGUACCUCCUCGUUCCCCUAAACGGGUUUAUAGGAGGAAACGCAGGCCAGAGGCAUGAGGAUUAUCUGAAUGCUAAAAGCAAGAGCUGUCAUUCUUUCAUUCCUCUAUUUAGUCACCUUAUUAUAACAGUUCCUGAACUCCCAUCCUUCAAAAGGUAGACCUCCCUACAUUAUUAUCUUAGGUUAGGUGGUGCUGGCUCUUCCAUUGCAUCCCUACUGAAACAGAGAACCUUGAUGUAGUCACAUAUGGUUAGAUUUGAUGGAAUUUAGAAUGUAUGUUACUCUGUGUACAGACCUGUCGUUUCUCUCGCCAAAUCAAAUUGGUAGUUCGUCUUAAAUGGUUUGUUUAUUCUCAUAUUUAGACAAAUUGCACCAUAUCUUUGUUUAUUCAGCAUUGUGUAGCAGCAAUUUUUUUCUUUCCUUUCAUCAUUCGCCAUGUUUGAUUGUAUUAAAACAGCAUUCUCCUGACCUUAGUAAACUCGUUCAGUGUGAUUAGCGAGAUGCGGGGACAAGCCUGUUUAGUUCUUCAACUACUUAUACUGUGAUAAAAGUUGGUCACAGAGCACCGGGCAGAGCUGCUGCGUUAUCGCGUGCCGGGAAGUUUGUUGCUGUUACAGCGUGCCUGAUCAUUGCACCCCUUUCUUUGUCCUUUUGGUAGGCCCUCUGUAUCUUUCUUCUCCCAAUCUAGCACAUUUUGGUAAAGAAACUUCACACAUGAUCAAAUGUUUGUUUCUGGGCUUGUU
Sorghum bicolor (sorghum) is the source of this 3186-nucleotide messenger RNA. Its product is annotated as MAR-binding filament-like protein 1. Lineage: Eukaryota; Viridiplantae; Streptophyta; Magnoliopsida; Poales; Poaceae. The record is from RefSeq and is a predicted model, not a curated record. The coding region runs from base 244 to 2502 and encodes 752 amino acids. The transcript is spliced from 4 exons.